Messenger RNA from Stylonychia lemnae, 1179 nucleotides. The record is from the annotation of a GenBank genome assembly. Lineage: Eukaryota; Ciliophora; Spirotrichea; Sporadotrichida; Oxytrichidae.
AUGGAAAAAAAGAAUAAAGAUGUUGUUCUAAUACAGCUUGCUAAUGGACAGAUGCUCUCCAAGUACAUCUUCAUUGACAUUUUAGGCAAAGCAUUUUCUCGAGAUACAGUUGAGAAACUACUCCAGAUGCUUUCUAAGAGUACGCAUAUCUUAAUGAAGGAAAAUAGCAAUGUCAUAGAAAUGCUUACAGUAUCUCUUUCUUCUUUUCCUCUUCCUCAGUUUCAUAAAGUAGAAAAGAAAAUUUCCCACAUAUCUGAACGACCUGAAUACUCGGCUAUUGGGAGAUGGAAUGAAAACUGGGUAGUUGGUGGGAAGCAUCUAUACUCUCACUAUAUUAAGGUACUGAGUGAAGAUCUCAAAUUAGAAGCAAAGUAUCCGAUUUCACAUGCAAUUUAUUGCUUGAUCAUUGUUCAAGACAUAGCUUGUCUAGGAUGCCAACACGGUCUCAAGCUUUUGGACCUCAAAACUUCCUCUAUAGUUGAAUUCUAAAAGAUCUAACAGCCAGUAAUGACUAUUCUGCCAGAUCAAAGAAACCAAAGCAUCAUUAUAUCUGUCAGUGGAAACGGAAUUGUUUAGGUGGUAGAUCUGAACAAAAAAGUACUUGUAUACAGAGUGAAAGUGUGUGAAAAAGUAAAUAGCAUGGUUUACACUUCAACUCCAAACAAAUAUGCCUUUGCGACCAACAAAGGUGUGAUUUUCGGAAUACUUGAUCCUUAGCAGGGCUAUAAGUAUACAAAGGACAAAGAUGAAGCGUACUUCGAUGGCUAAGCUAUAGACUACAUUGCUGAAAUUGAUGGAAAAUAUCUUGUGAUCACCUCACAUUGGGAGUAAGUAAUUGAUGAUGACACAAGCUGGGGUUGGAGGAAUGAAAUCUAAUACUCUUCAACUCUAAUUGACCGGGAGACCAAGAAAGAUAUCAAAUUCAGCGAUGAAAUAUCGAAAGUCUACAGUAUGCAGCAAGUUAAGGGAAGAAAAGACCUAUUGAUGGCAUAGAUGAACGGUCUCUGCUUUCUUGACAUUAAGAAUCUGAAAGUUACUCAUUUAUACAGCAAUGGCUAUUUUGACUAAGAUUUUACAAGCACUUUCUGUUAAGUGGACAACGGGAGUAGACUGUAAAUAGGGAUUGUCUCGUACGAUAAAAAUGUUUCAGCUGUGAAAGUUUGCUCUUUAAAAUAUUGA